AGGGGGUCUGACUGACUCACUGGAUCUUCACCAGGACUAUAUAUAUUGUCAGGACUGCUGGGAGACAAAGACACACACUAAGAAAAACAACCAGUGAAUCUAUCACUCUGGAAAGAGCUGUCUGUGGAAUCAGUGCACCAGCUUCAGUCACCAUGUCACAGCCAGGCGAGGUGAAGAAGAAGAAGCGUCCCCCGAUGAAGGAGGAGGACCUGAAAGGAGCCCGCAGUAAACUGGGACUGAAGGGCGAAGUCAAGAGUAAGACCUAUGAGGUCAUGGUUGAGUGUGAACGUGUGGGCAAAGUGGCUCCAUCUGUGUUCAGCGGCGUGAGGACAGGGACAGAGACGGUCUUGGACAAGCCUGGUCCUGCCAAAGCUUCUGGAGCCAGUGUGUUCAGCAAGUAGAAUAAAACAGUAACACUGAAGGAGCAAUCGACAGCAGUCUUCAUGUUUCUGAGUCAGUGGUGAUGUCCCGUAAUAUAGAUUGCAAGAAAAGAAAAAGAAACAUUUUUAAGAGAGGUAAAUGGACUGAUUGUGUGUCACUUGUGUUCCUGUUGACAUUACUGCUGUGUGAGUAGUUACUGCACUUUGCAAAUUGCACAAUAUGUGCAUCAGAGUUGGAUCAAUAUGCCCAAUGAGAUAUCAGUGCUGAAAAAGACUGUUAAAAUGUUUGCUUUUUUGUUGAAUUUUUUACCUGAUUGUUUUUCCUAAAUAAAUUAUUUUCCCUUGUA
Messenger RNA from Scatophagus argus, 727 nucleotides. It is a transcript of the gene mustn1b, whose product is annotated as musculoskeletal, embryonic nuclear protein 1b. The transcript is spliced from 3 exons. NCBI's taxonomy places the organism in Eukaryota, Metazoa, Chordata, Actinopteri, Scatophagidae. Gene Ontology annotation, cellular component: nucleus. Gene Ontology annotation, biological process: tissue regeneration; chondrocyte proliferation; chondrocyte differentiation. The record is from RefSeq and is a predicted model, not a curated record. The coding region runs from base 153 to 401 and encodes 82 amino acids.